Molecule: messenger RNA, 1719 nt
Organism: Cicer arietinum (chickpea)
Lineage: Eukaryota; Viridiplantae; Streptophyta; Magnoliopsida; Fabales; Fabaceae
Product: receptor-like cytoplasmic kinase 176
Biological process (GO): protein phosphorylation
Molecular function (GO): ATP binding; protein kinase activity
Source: RefSeq, a predicted model, not a curated record
UAAAUUUGCAGUUAUGUCCUUGGGUGAACCUUUCAUGCAUGUGUACAAAAGUCAUUGUUUUCACACGUGUAUGUCUUCUUUCUUUUCUUUCAAGGUCUUGCUCUUGCAAACUUCUAUCCAUCAAAAAUUGAAAAUUUCUACUUGUAGUUGCUCUUCUGCUUGCACUGAAAGCAAGAGACAAAAAGGAUCCAACAUUCUGUGUUGUUGAAUUAGUUCUAUGUUCAUGGGUUGCUGCUUUAGUGCAAAGGUCAAAGCUGAGAGUCCUACACAUAAUGGUAUGAAUUCAAAGGUUGGUAGGAAAGAAGAGGAUGUUUCAAGUGGUUUAAGUAGCAAGCUGUCCUCUUCAUCUAUGCUUCUAACUUCUAGGAGUGAGGGUGAGAUAUUGCAAUCCAACAGUUUGAAGUGUUUCACUUUCAAUGAGGUAAGAACUGCUACAAGGAACUUUCGUCCGGAUAGUGUCGUCGGUGAAGGUGGAUUUGGUUCUGUAUUUAAGGGAUGGAUCGAUGAGCGCACACUAGCCCCUACUAAACCAGGUACAGGUUUUGUCAUUGCUGUUAAGAGGCUUAAUCAAGAAAGCAAUCAGGGACAUAGUGAAUGGUUGACAGAAAUCAAUUACCUAGGACAGCUGCAUCAUCCUAAUCUUGUGAAACUGAUUGGUUUUUGCUUAGAGGAUGACUACCGGAUUUUGGUAUACGAAUUUUUGCCCAAGGGAAGUUUGGAUAAUCAUUUGUUUAGAAAAUACUUUCAGCCACUCUCUUGGAAAAUCCGUAUGAAGAUAGCUCUUGAUGCUGCUAAGGGUCUUGCGUUUCUUCACAGUGAUGAAGUCGAAGUGAUAUAUCGAGACUUCAAAACUUCUAAUAUUUUGAUUGAUAAUAACUAUAAUGCAAAACUCUCUGAUUUCGGGUUGGCAAAAGAUGGACCAGAAGGUGGUAAAAGCCAUGUCUCUACAAGGAUAAUGGGCACCCCAGGCUAUGCAGCUCCUGAGUAUCUAGCCACAGGUCACCUAACCAAAAAGAGUGAUGUAUACAGCUUCGGUGUUGUUCUCUUGGAAAUUAUGUCAGGCAAACGCGCAUUGGAUAAAAAUAGGCCGUCCGGGGAGCAUAUGUUAGUUGAAUGGGCCAAGCCAUUGCUCGUCAGCAGGCGCAAGAUCUCUCAAGUCAUGGAUGCUCGUAUAGAAGGUCAAUACUCAUCGCAUGAAGCAAUGAAAGUAGCACACAUUGCAAUUCAAUGUCUGUCGGUAGAACAAAAAUAUAGACCAAACAUAGAUGUAGUGGUGAGAUCGUUGGAACAACUUCAGGAAUCCAAUAGCACUGUCGGUGGAGUUGGAAGCUCUCAGUCUCAACAUCAAACAACCAUCAAAAUAAAUGGUCAUAGCUCAAGUAGCAGUGGUUUAGAACAAAAUGGAAAAAGCGUUGAUGAAUCUUUAAGUGGAGAAGGUACUUCUAAUACGAGUUCAUCUGCUUCUCCUCUUUAUAUCUAGAAGAGAAUUUUUUUGAACAUAUUACACAUACCUAUUACCUAAGACAUUAUACAUUAUUUUAAAGAGUAUAAUAUAUAGAGAGAGAGGGUGCUUCUACACUCAAGAUCUUAAAUAAAAUGCCUAGUUGUUGACUUGCUGUACAUAUUUUCAUGCCUUUGUUGACUUGUUGUACUCAUCACAGUCUAAAUGUUAUCCUUUAUAAUGGAAUGAGUAGUUAAUGAGUUUUGGUUAAAGACAAA